This is a messenger RNA of Puntigrus tetrazona (Sumatra barb), 3200 nucleotides long. It is a transcript of the gene capn1, whose product is annotated as calpain 1. The transcript is spliced from 22 exons. Gene Ontology annotation, cellular component: cytoplasm. Gene Ontology annotation, molecular function: calcium ion binding; calcium-dependent cysteine-type endopeptidase activity. Gene Ontology annotation, biological process: proteolysis. Bases 347 to 2461 code for a protein of 704 amino acids. NCBI's taxonomy places the organism in Eukaryota, Metazoa, Chordata, Actinopteri, Cypriniformes, Cyprinidae. The record is from RefSeq and is a predicted model, not a curated record.
GGCUCCGGGACGCGUUUAUAAACGCAUUGCGCAGACGCGCCCGGAUCCGCCGUCGCGCUUCUGCGGGGAGAAAUCAAACCACACGAACUCCAGAUUUUCAGAGGAUCCAACCAAAGUCUGCUCAGACUCGGAAGUGCGCCGCAGAUCGAGGCGCGAGGACGUCCGAUCCAGAUCUUUACCUGCAGCCUAUUGAAUAAAUGACAUCCAGCAUCACCUUCAGCUUUGAAUUAACGUACUCAUUUCCUGCGUUGUGAUUGGCUCGCCUCUGCCCCUUCCUCCGCUCUCAUUGGCCGCUUGGGAUUAAGUCAUAUCUGUUACUGCCGGCCCCAGUGAAGCGGCUGGAAACAUGGAGCCCAUGUACGCCACAGGCAUGGCGGCGAAGCUGCGGAGUCAGUGGGACCGGGACGCCGGUUUGGGUCAGAACCACAAUGCUCUGAAGUUCUUGGGGCAGGAUUACGGCUCGCUGAGGGCCCAGUGCCAGCAGACCAGGACCCUGUUUGAGGACCCGCUGUUCUCGGCCAGCGCUGCUUCUCUGGGAUUCAAUGAACUGGGUCCAAGGUCCUCCAAGACGCAUGGCGUGCGGUGGAUGAGGCCGACGGAGAUUUGCAUGCGUCCUCAGUUCAUCAUGGACGGAGCGACUCGUACCGACAUCUGUCAGGGAGCUCUGGGCGACUGCUGGUUGCUGGCGGCCAUCGCGUCUCUGACCCUGAACGAUGACCUCCUGCACCGCGUGGUGCCGCACGGACAGAGCUUCGACGGAGGAUACGCCGGGAUAUUUCACUUUCAGUUCUGGCAGUUCGGCGAGUGGCUGGACGUGGUGAUCGACGACCGCUUGCCGGUGAAGGACGGGAAGCUGCUGUUCGUUCACUCGGCGGAGGGCGGGGAGUUCUGGAGCGCUCUGCUGGAGAAGGCCUACGCCAAGCUGAACGGCUGCUACGAGGCUCUGUCGGGCGGCAGCACCUCUGAGGGCUUCGAGGAUUUCACAGGAGGAGUCACGGAGAUGUACGAGUUGAAGAAAGCGCCCGCCGAUCUCUUCAGCAUCAUCGGCCGCGCCGUCGAGAGAGGAUCUCUCCUGGGCUGCUCUAUAGACAUCACUAGUAAGUUUGACAUGGAGGCGGUGACCUUCAAGAAGCUGGUCAAAGGUCACGCGUACUCGGUGACUGGAGUGGAAGAGGUGGUGUACAGGGGAAACAUGACUAAGCUGGUGCGCGUCAGGAACCCGUGGGGUGAGGUGGAGUGGACCGGAGCCUGGAGCGACGACUCUCGGGAAUGGGACAAUGUGGACCGCUCUGUCCGGGGCAGAUUACAGAAUCGCAGUGAGGAUGGAGAGUUCUGGAUGUCGUUCAGUGAUUUCCUGCGUGAGUUCACUCGGCUGGAGAUCUGUAACCUGACAGCAGACGCUCUCCAGGCGAGUCAGGUGAAGAAAUGGAGUACGUCACUGUAUCAGGGCGAGUGGAGGAGAGGAAGCACGGCCGGAGGAUGCAGGAACUUCCCAGCCACGUUCUGGAUCAACCCUCAGUUCAAGGUGACCCUAAAACACCCGGAUUCUCCCGGCCAAUCGGAUUGCAGCUUCCUGGUGGCGCUGAUGCAGAAAGACCGCAGGAAAAAACGGAGAGAAGGACAGGACAUGGAGACCAUUGGAUUUGCCAUUUAUGAGGUGCCAAGAGAGUUCGUGGGGAAGUCCGGUGUUCACCUGAAGCGGGAUUUCUUCCUGUCUCACGCGUCCAGCGCUCGCUCGGAGCUCUUCAUCAAUCUGCGGGAGGUGAGCUCGCGCUUUCGGCUGCCCGCCGGCGAGUACAUCAUCGUACCCUCCACCUUCGAGCCGCAGAAAGAGGCGGACUUCGUGCUCAGGGUGUUCUCAGAGAAACCUGCCAACUCAGAAGAAAUGGAUGAUAAAGUGACGGCUGAUAUUCCUCCGGAGCACCGUCUGGAUGAGAGCCAGAUUGACGCCGGGUUUAAGAGUCUCUUCAGACAGCUGGCCGGAGCGGACAUGGAGAUCAGCACCACGGAGCUGCAGACCAUCCUGAACCGAAUCAUCUCCAAACAUAAAGAUUUAAAGACGGACGGCUUCGGGAAGGAGUCGUGCAGAAGCAUGAUCAACCUCAUGGACACGGACGGCAGCGGGAAGCUUGGACUCACAGAGUUUCACGUGUUGUGGGAAAAGAUUAAACGCUACCUGCAAAUCUUCCGAGACCAUGACGUGGAUAAGUCAGGCACUAUGAGCUCUUAUGAGAUGAGGAGAGCUCUGGAGGCAGCAGGCUUUAAGCUGAACAAUCAUCUGUUCCAGCUGAUCAUCCUUCGCUACACCGAGGAAGAUCUGUCUGUGGAUUUCGACAACUUCGUCACCUGUUUAGUGCGUCUGGAGACCAUGUUCAAGACCUUCACGACGCUGGACACGGAUGCCGAUGGAUUCAUUUCGCUCACGUUCUUUCAGUGGAUUUCUCUGACCAUGUUUGCCUGAAAUGGACGCAGGUUUCCGCCGAUCGUCUGCACUGAGACCGUCUUUUUUUUCUCUAGAGUGCCUUCUUCUUCUUCACUUCUCCAGUGCAUCUCUAUGGGAUAACCAGCCUUAAUAAUACAACCCCGUUUACGUAGUCUACAGGAAAAACACUGUGCCAAACGCAUCUCUAAAGCCAAGGGAAAAACCUCGACAGAGCGUUUACAUCGUUUCUGCACUUAGCUGCAUGCAUUUCUUCAGGAGAAACCUGUUCACGCUUUCUGUGCCAAACCAAUUUCAAUCGUUCUUCAUUUUUAGCACUAUUUUACGAUCUUUUAGCGAAUGUCCUGUCUGAAUGUUGCGUGCAUAAAGACCGCUGUAUUAGAAAUAUGCAUGUGCUGAUGAUACUGUAGCUUUAGGGGCUGAAUUUCGUGCAUGCGGUUGUUUUAUUAGACCGUUUACAGUGUGCCGAGAAACCAAAGGAUCUUUUAACAAGCCAAAAGGGACAUGCGUGCGUUUUAAAACUGCCAUAUACAAUCAUUUAGUUCUGUGUUAUGAACAAUGCAAAACAUGCAUUUAAUACAAUCUAGACAGAACUGGGAACAGAUUAAAUCUGUCUUUUUAUUUAACAAGACAGCACUUUCUAAAAGGUGGAGGAUAUUCUUUUCCCCCCUCAAUGCCAAGCAAAAUGUUUUACGUGUUUUAUGUUUUUUUCACUGUUGAUUCAUUUAUUUGGGUUUUUAAUAAACUUUCUUUUAACGUU